Molecule: messenger RNA, 7314 nt
Organism: Beauveria bassiana ARSEF 2860
Lineage: Eukaryota; Fungi; Ascomycota; Sordariomycetes; Hypocreales; Cordycipitaceae
Product: phosphatidylinositol 3
Exons: 5
Coding region: 1-7314 (2437 amino acids)
Biological process (GO): telomere maintenance; DNA damage checkpoint signaling; protein phosphorylation
Cellular component (GO): nucleus
Molecular function (GO): protein binding; protein serine/threonine kinase activity
Source: RefSeq, a predicted model, not a curated record
AUGGCCCCCCUCCCAGAUAUAGGCGGCCUCGGCGGCGGCGGCGGCCCGCCCCCAUCGACCCUCGCUGCGCAGCUCGUCGAGAACAUAUCCGCCUCAUCGAGGUCGGCGCGGUCCGACGACAACGCCGAGCUCAAAGGGCUUUUCGCCGUGAUUCAGCGCUUCAAGGACCAGCCGGAGCUUCUGCGGACGCCGGCGCAGCGCACCGAGCACAACCACAUGCUCGUCUACGUCUACUGCCGCGUGGUGCUCGACGCCGUGCGCCUCGACGACCCGCUGCUCAACUGGCCGCACGUGCGCACCGAGGCGCUCAAGGCGCUCACCUUUUUGCGCUUCACCAUCAACGAGACGCCGGCUGUGCUGUGCUACGCGUCGGCGACGCACGGGUUGCUGUUCCGCGGCGCCGAGCCCCUCUGGGUGUGGCUGCUGCCGAGGUGGCUCCGCAUGCUGGGCCACCCGGAAUGCGAGGAGCUGGAGAGUGCGAUUGAGGGGUUUCUGCAGUAUUUGCUGCUGACAGUUGCGAGGGUAUCGAAACUAUGGCCCAUGACGGGGCCGCUGACGGUGUAUUACCGUGGUUGCUUGACGGGCCUCAUUGAGAAGUUACAAUCGCCUGCGAUAAAUCUCGCGAAAACGAACGCAUCGACUGAUAUAGAAUUGCCGCUGGUCCACGUUCUGGACCAAGUGCUGGGAGGACCGAGUGCGACGCCAUCCGUCUCGCUUAUAUAUCACAUCAGGCGCGCGCGCCAAGUAUUACGGCAGGCGCAUAGCCUGGCGCGAGUUCUUGCUUAUCCCCUGAUUUGCCAAGAUUCUGCGUUUUCCUCCAUUGCGCCCAUGUCGGAGAUUGGACCCUGGCUCCUUGAUUCGUGGCUGGACCUCUGGUCGGCGCAAAAGAGACUCGAGGGCGACGAGAAGAGAUCGCCUUUGCCAUUGAUUGGCAUGGCUGUAGAUGUGGCCAAGGCAACCAAAGGCGACCAUGCUGUUGCGACGGCCACGAAGAACAAGGUAUGCACGACGCUCGUCUUGCUGUGCAGCGAGAUGGUGUCUGCGCCUGAAGAAUUAGCCAAAGCGGAUGCCGGUGGUGAUGCGGCCAGAGCCAGUUACUGUCUUGCGCUGGUUGCGAUUGCUCAAGCGGCUCUGCAGUUGCCCACAGUCAGUCGCCUGGUGGCAUCGAAGCUAGUCAACGAGCUUUCUCUUUUACCGGCGCAAUAUCCUGCGCUCGGAGAAGAAACUGACGUUUGGAGAUGUGGUGUUCUUUUACGUGAAGUUGUCAACCAUGAUCGGCUUCAGACUUUGCCUUCCGCAACGCAUCCGUCGUUGUUUCAAGACGCAGAACUAAGACGUUCCGUGGCAAGCAUGCGUCUAGUACAUGAACAACCGACUGCACACGGCAACUCUACUAAAAGAAGAAAAUUGAAUGAGCUGUCAGACAGGGAUGCUACCUCACAGGCAAUCAAAAAUUUAUACGCCGCACUGGAGCUAGCUGCACCUGCGCAGGAGAGAGUACUUGAUUCGACUCUUAUACUAAACGCGAUGGCUGCAUCGAAUGAUGCCAUGAAUUGUCUAGCUAUUGACAUGAUGUCAAAGUUGUGCUGUGUUCUAGAUAAUCAGCUCUAUGACCUAGCCGAAAAUGAGUGUGCCAUUUGCUCUGGCAAAGCUGUUCUUCGAGAAAACGUGCAGGCGCAUGAUAUCAAGACUAUUAUCCGUUCUAUAUUUGCCGAACUCAGCCAUCGGUCCAACUUUCUGGAGUCCCGCCGGCCGCGAGUCGCCGCGAUGCUUGCUUUGCGCCGAGUUCUUCUCCAUUGCGAAGAUGCUACUGCUCUCAACUUGGAAACCUCUGCCCUAGGCCAGUGGUGCCUGCAAUCGUUAAACAGCUCCAUACGAGAGCUGCGCAUCGCAGCGGGCAGAGUAAUUGUUACCUUUAUGCCACCAAAGGCGACACCUUACAUUGACGACAGCUUACUUUCGAGGAAUCGUAAGAACACGAUUGCUUUGCUACGUUCGGUUUCGGACAACGAUCAGGCACACCUUGUCGAAUCUCGAAUUCUAGUUUGGGGACAGCUUGGCCGAGUCAUGCCAGAAAAUGAGCUCAAUCUUGUCCUGAUCAAGUUGCUCGAGUAUCUUGGCAGCAGUAACACUUUUGAAGCUGCUGUCGCAUUCAACGAGCUUUUAAAUUUAGCCGAUUCGCGCAGCACCACGCCACGCCGCUUGCUCGAACCUUAUUGGAAAAGCCUAGCCUACAUGGCGACAAAAGACAUGGUUCACAGACCGCAGAGGAGCAGAGCGAUAGCAGAGCUUCUGCAACUAUCUAUAAAUGAACUGCUGCUGCUCAUCCAAACGCACGCGCUUCCGUGGCUGGUCUUGGACAAGCGCACAGAAGUGAUUCAAAAGUUUGCCGAGGCACGACAAGAGAAUAUGGGCUGGCAACCACUGAUGGAUAAUUCAAACCUGGCUGCCAUCCUGUCACUUCUCAUGAUUCAAGAAACUGACGAUAUUGAAAGUUUCGUCAGAACGCGAUUGAAUGACGUUGGUCUUCAUCUGCAUGACCGGCCUAUUGUUGAAUUGCUGCAAAUUGAACCUGUCAUGAUUGCGAUUGAGCUCUUGAAGGCUGCCGGACAAGCAGAUGGCGCAAGAAAGCAAAUCAUAACUGAAGCUCUUCGUUGGAUGGCAACGAGCAUUUUGAGUGCGAACCCUGAGACCAAGAAGCUUCAAAAAGGGAACAUCAUUGGCAGGUUUCUGCAAUCACAUAUCCUCGGUUUGAUGGCUCGCCUGACAGAUGUGAUCAACGACCCAGCGACAAUGCACCCUGGUGAACUGGAACAGCGCAACUGCAUUCGCGCCUUGGACGAAAUGAUCAACCUUUGCCAGUCACAUGCACGCAUCGCGCGCCCGCAAAUAUCUGCCUGUCUACUCGCAGCCCUGGCACAGGAUUCUCUCAGGGAUAUUUCGCUAUCUUGCUGGGCAUCCAUGCUGAUGAACUUUGGAGAGGAGGAUGUCGAGGCACUUCUGGAGACGACGUUUUUCAUUGUCAAAUACUAUUGGUCAAGUUUCAGUCCAUCUUCAAUCGAGACGGCCUGUGCCAUUGUGUCGUUCCUGUUGGAUCACCACGGGGCCAUUGUUCAGACUAACAUUAGCAGCUUGCCCUCUUUUGAGGGCAUCUCAGCACUGGCCAAGCUGGAAACAAAGCUACAAGCUCUUCGGCCCAAGCUCCUUCCUGAAGAGCUACUCCCGAUUUUUGCCAGAAGACUUCGCCAUGAAAAUUCCGGUGUUGUACAGCAAGCCCUAUAUGAGCUUGUACCAUAUCUUCGUGCCAACCAGAGCGCGCUCUACACCUCCAACGUUACUCAGACGGAAAAUGUCGUGACAGUCCUCAUGCGUGCUUUGUUGGAUUGCGCUUGCAAGUACAAUAAUAUUCACGGAAGUAUCAGCCGUCUCUGCGUCGAGUCGAUGGGCCUGAUAGGUUGUCUGGACUCGAACCAAGUUGAAACGGUCCGCGAGCAGCGGUCUAUCGUGGUCUUGAACAACUUUGAAAGCUUCCCAGAGACAACCGACUUUGCGCUGUUUCUCUUGGAAGAGAUUCUGGUACCGGCUUUCCUUUCCGCAACCGACACUCGCCUUCAAGGAUUCCUGUGUUUUGCCAUGCAGGAGCUACUGGAUAGGUUCGAGAUCAAGGCCGCCAUUGCGAUGCAAAACACUGGAGGUGUCGCCGGCAACGACAUUUACCGCAAAUGGAUUGCGCUGCCGGAGAACGUGCGCGAAGUAGUCACUCCUUUCCUCACUUCCAAGUACAUGGUAGCUCCCAUGUUGCCGGUCAAAGUGGAAUACCCCAUUUUCAACCCUGCAAAGCCCUACGGCAACUGGCUUCGGUCUUUUGUCAUUGAGCUCCUGCGAAACGGGCAACACCCUCAUGCCGAUAUGCUUUUCGAGCCGUUGUCGCGUGUUAUUCGAGUCAAGGACUUGUCAACGGCCGAAUUCCUGCUGCCGUACCUUGUUCUCCAUGUUCUUCUUGGAUCGAAAAGUACAAACCAUGACAAGGAUCAAAUUCUCCAUGAGCUUACCAGCAUCCUGGAGCACAGUCCAUCGGAGGACGCCUCGUAUACUGAAAAGGAAGAAUUCAAGCGCUACUGCCAUGCUGUAUUUCGGGUUAUUGACUACGCAAUGCGCUGGGUGCACAGCAAGAAAUCCUCAGGCAAACUGUCGAGCGAGGCUAAGGAACAAGUUGCCAACAUCCAGGCUAUUCUGGACAACAUCUCUGCUGAACUCAUCUCGCAGCGCGCGACUGACUGCAAUGAGUAUGCGCGCGCCUUGUUCCAUCUGGAGCAGCAUGUUCAGAAAAUGGAGCAACAUAAACGAGAGCCCGGCGACCGCGACCGCAUGCUGCAGCGACUGCAAGACAUUUAUGCCAAUAUAGAUGAGCCGGAUGGCUUGGAAGGUAUCUCGGCUCAUCUUCAUGCACUGGACAUCAAUCAGCAAAUUUUAGGCCACAAGAAAGCAGGCCGGUGGACGGCUGCGCAAACGUGGUAUGAAAUCCAGUUGGCAGAGAAGCCAGAUAAUGUCGAUGUGCAAAUCGAGUUGCUCAGCUGCUUGAAGCAAGCGGGCCAAUACGACGUGCUUCUCAAUCAUGUCGAAUCAAUGUUUACAGAUUCGCCAAGUGAUGUCAAAAUCAUGCCAUAUGCGGUCGAAGCCGCUUGGGUUACUGGUCGUUGGGAAAGUCUCGGCAAGUUUGUUGAAAAAUUUCAAGGCGACCUAGCUCAGGACUUCAAUAUGUCCCUCGCAUCAAUCUUCUCAUCGCUUUACAAGAACAAGGCGCACUCGGGUCUUAACCAAACAGUGCAGGGAAUGCGGGAGAAGAUAGGAGCAGCAAUGACUACGUCUGCGACAGCAUCGCUGCAAGCAGCUCACGACUCUCUGCUCAAAUGCCACGUCCUCGCUGAUCUCGAGGUAAUUAUUAAUCUGAGACCCGACAGAGAGGAUGAUCGAAAACAAGCCCUGGGCUUGCUAGAUAACCGGCUGGACAUUAUUGGAGCCUACUUCUAUGACAAGCAGUACAUUCUCGGAAUUCGAAGAGCGGCCAUGGAGCUCACACGACCAAAGUUUACCGAUCUCGACAUUUCCGCACUUUGGCUUACCAGUGCUCGCCUUGCCCGAAAGACGGAUGCUACGCACCAGUCUUUCAAUGCUGUCCUACACGCCUCGCAACUGGGAGACGACUCGGCAACCAUUGAAAACGCAAAGCUACUAUGGAAAGACUCGCAUCGUCGACAGGCCAUCCAGAUGCUUCAAGGCGCAAUUGAACGCAACCGCUUCAUGACGCAGACGGGAGUCUCGAUCACGGCAAGCUCUAGUAAGCUCAGCCCCCAUCAGAAGCUCCUAACAGCGCGUGCGCAGCUGCUCCUGGCCAAGUGGCUUGAUACGUCGGGACAAACACACGCAUUGGCACUGCGUGAAAAGUAUCAGCAGCCGCCCAAGACUCAUUCCAUGUGGGAAAAGGGCCAUUACUACCUUGGCCGUUAUUACAAGAAGAUUCUGGAAGCUGAGCAGCCCUUGAAAAUUGAUGAUCAGAGCGACAACUACGUUACUGGAGAGAUUGCGAGGCUGGUUAUUGAGAAUUAUCUUAGGUCUCUCACAUUUGGCACAAAGUACCUCUACCAGACUUUGCCGAGAAUAUUAACGCUGUGGCUCGAUUUGGGCGCCCAGAUUGGCAAAGCCCCCGAAGGGAGGACGUCGCUCUCCCGCGAGCUUCACAAGCGCCGCGCGGAUCAGCUCAAUCUGCUUCACACGUUUCUCGACAAGUACAUCAAGAGGCUGCCCGCGUACAUUUUCUACUCGGCCCUGCCACAGAUUGUUGCUCGCAUCGCGCAUCACAAUGCCAGCGUCUUUGAGCGACUCGCGCACAUCAUCAGCAAGGUCGUGCAGAGCUACCCGCAGCAGGCACUUUGGAGCAUGAUUGGCGUCAUGACUACAAAGCAGACAGGAGAGCGCAAGACGCGAGGGAUGCAAAUCUUGCAGACCCUUCGCAGCACGUCGAGGAGAGUGGAGGGGUCGUCGUAUGACCUCAAGCAGCUCAUACGCUACGCGGAAAAGCUCGCCGAACAGCUUCUCCUCGCCUGCACCAAUGGCGACUUUCAGGGCACCAAGACUGUGCACGCAAGCCUGACGCGCGACCUGCGCUUCAACCACAAGUGCACGCCGUGCCCGUUGGUCGUGCCGGUCGAGGGCACGCUGACGGCGGCGCUGCCCGCGGCGUCCGAGUACUUCAAGGACCAUCGACCGUUUUCGCGCGACGUGGUCACGAUUGACUGCUUCCUGGACGACGUGCUGGUGCUGAGCUCGCUCGCCAAGCCGCGCCGCCUGACGGCCCGCGGCAGCGACGGCAAGCUCUACAUGCUGCUCAUCAAGCCCAAGGACGACCUACGCACCGACCAGCGUCUGAUGGAGUUUAACGGCCAAAUUAACCGGUCGCUGAAGCGCGACGCCGAGUCGAGCCGGCGGCAGCUGUACAUUCGCACCUACGCCGUCGUGCCGCUGAAUGAAGAGUGCGGCAUCAUCGAGUGGGUGCCGGGCAUCAGGACGAUGCGCGAUACGCUGCUCACACUGUACGCGUCGCAAAAGAUUUACCCCGAGUACAUGGCGCUGAAGCAGCUCAUGGACGAGGCGUCGACGUCGGAGAGCAAGAUUCGCAUCUUCACCGACGACGUGGUCGGGCGCUUCCCGCCGCUGUUGCCGCUGUGGUUCGUGCAGCAGUUCCCCAACCCGUCGGCGUGGUUCGCGGCGCGCCUGCGGUACACGCGCUCCUGCGCCGUCAUGUCCAUGGUGGGCACGAUGCUUGGGCUCGGCGACCGGCACGGCGAAAACGUCAACCUGGAAGAGGGCAACGGCGGCAUCUUCCACGUCGACUUUAACUGCCUGUUUGACAAGGGCCUCACGUUUGCCAAGCCCGAGCGCGUGCCGUUUCGCCUCACUCACAACAUGGUGGCCGCCAUGGGCGUUUACGGCUACGAGGGCCCGUUUCGCGCAUCGUCGGAGCUGACGCUGCGCAUCCUGCGGCAGCAGGAGGAGACGCUCAUGACGAUUCUGGAAGCGUUUAUAUAUGAUCCUACGCUGGAUCUGCAAAAGGAGAAGCGCGCGCGCAAGAGUGAUGCGGCGGUGCGGCUGCAGCCGCAGAGCGUCGUGGACAGCAUAAAGAGAAAGCUCAAGGGCUUGCUCCCGAAUGAGAGCAUUCCGCUGUCGGUGGAGGGUCAGGUGGAGGAGCUGAUUAAGCAGGCGGUCGAUCCGAGGAAUUUGACGGCCAUGUAUAUCGGAUGGUGUCCGUUUUUGUGA